UAUCGCCGACUUUACUUUUGUUCAACCAGAUCAACAACAGAAUCAGUUUGUUUGUAAAUUCGCUGACACCGAACAGAGGAAAUGGGCAGAUAUAAAUGUGCAUACAACUGCGAAAGCGCCAACGAGUCAGAUGAGAAGUUUUUCAAGUUUCCACUUUACCAUUCCCGAAAACUUAAGAAGUGGCUCGCCAACAUGAAGUUAAAGGACUGGACUCCAUCCCGCUUCUCUGUGCUGUGCAUCAAUCAUUUUGAAGAGAAAUGCCUCGACAGAACAGGCAAAUGUGUGAAACUCAGAGAUGACGCAGUUCCCACAAUAUUUUUGUCACCUGCCAACACACAGAAAGGGAAGGCCUCCACCAAACCAAGAAGUAAGAGAAACAGGCCACAGCGUAAAGGAACUCACAAAGCUCAGUCUCCAGUAACCUCUCCUGCCACAACAAAGCAAAGUGAAGACAGCAAAGAGAGCACGAGUCUGACAGAGCAAGAGUCUGCAGGAGACACGAGCUUACUGACGUUUGGCAAAUGGAGAAUAAUAGCUGAUGAAGGGCUGAUGAUGAUUGAGUCGUUUCCAAAUUUCUUCCAUGGAGAUUACUGUGCGUCACGGGAUAUUCUGUGGGCUCCAGAUGAUAAUGUUAUUAUAGAAAAUAAAGAUCCUGAAAAUGUGAUAGAGGUGACAGAGCCAUGGCAGUGGCUUGGUCUGGAUGUCAGAGGGCCGCUGCCCAAAACACUGAAUGGACACCAGUACAUUUUGACCAUGACAGAUUAUUACUCUAAGUGGGUGGAAGCGGUGCCGAUGCAGUUGUGCCUCCCUCCCAAUGUGGCGAAACACAUUGUGGAGGUCAUUGCUCACUUUGGAUACCCAGUCAGAAUCCUCUCCAGACUGCCUCAUGAUGUAGUCCAAAAAAUAAAUGGACUAUUGAAAAAUGAGCUGAAUCUCACCAUCGCUCUAGUCGUCUAUCAUCAGCAGACUGGUACUGCAGACCUGAUCACACAGCAUCUGAUUAACAGGAUGGUAAGUGACCUAAUAGAGGAACAUGUGGCUGACUGGGAUGUUCACCUGCCUGCCAAGGUUUUCAGCCUGUGUUGCAAAGAACAUUCAAAGACCAAGGAGAGGCCUUUUUCAACGCUCUGCUGUACGGGACUGGAACCAGUCCAAACACCAAGAGGACUGGAUUAUGUUUAUUCCAAGAUUCAAGAGAGUGCUUUCGUGGUUAGAUAAAGCCUGAUGGGUCAAUGAAAGAGGAAACCAAACCGGACAAAGAGAAACAAGGAGGAAGACGAUUGUUGUGCUUAAGUAACACUGUACUGGUAAUGAAACUACAUGGUAACUGGAAUUUUUGACCAGGAUGUGGACUUUACUGAUGAGACAUAUACUUAAGAGAUGUCUUAGAAAGUCAACUGAUUUUGUCCAAAUAUGUUUUCCUUUUUUUGGGGCAAUUAACUCAGCUAUGUAAAGCCAGUUUCAGCUCAGAUUUUGAGGGAUUUCACUAAGUGUGAGUCAAUCUUAUUCCAACCCACUCCAGAUGACAAAUUAAAGGCAGCUGUACAUUAUUAUUUUUGCUAUUAGAAAUGUCUGUGACAUUCAAACCAAUGCUGACGUGACUGAGGCAGAACAAGCGCACAGCAUGUGUAAAGUGAGACAACUUCAAACAGCAGCACUAAAACACCAAGGAGUGACCACUAAACGUGUCAAAAGUGGCGUUUUUAGUGGGAGGCAAAGCUGAACUUUCAGUACAACAAUCAUAUUUUAAAUGCCAAUCAUUAUUUUGGCCUCUUGUGAAAGUUAUUGUGCAACACUGAAAAUGCACUGAAAACUGUUAUACUGCACAUAACUUAAUAAAGUACCAUAGAAACACUGAUGGAGGGAGGUACACAGACAGUUAAUACUGAGGUAAUUACUCACUGGAGCUUUAAAUGUCAACCACGUCAAAUAAACUGCUUUCUUGUUUUGA
Solea senegalensis (Senegalese sole) is the source of this 1951-nucleotide messenger RNA. RefSeq lists its product as uncharacterized. Bases 82 to 1218 code for a protein of 378 amino acids. The transcript is spliced from 12 exons. The record is from RefSeq and is a predicted model, not a curated record. NCBI's taxonomy places the organism in Eukaryota, Metazoa, Chordata, Actinopteri, Pleuronectiformes, Soleidae. Gene Ontology annotation, molecular function: nucleic acid binding.